CGGAACCAGCACAAAUGAACUGACUUUACGUUAACGAGAUAUUUUUUCUGUCGGCAAAUUUGUGUUUGCCACAAAAUUGUUUGAAAAGCCAAUCUUAGCGAGGGCAUUCGCAGCACGCCGGCAGAGCGAGGUAACCGGGAAGUAGCGCAAUCGAGGCCACCACCUGCACAACCCAAGAUGGGCCGCAGCAUCGCAGCAGCCACGAAAGCCACGGUGUUUCGCCCGCAGCUCCGUGCAAUUUGUUUAUGUCUGCUCGUCGCCAGCUGCUACGUGUCGCACUCCCAGGCGGAUGAGCACAACCACAAGUACAAUGACCGGGAGGAGGUGGUCCUGUGGAUGAACACGGUGGGUCCGUACCACAAUCGGCAGGAGACCUACGCCUAUUUCUCCCUGCCCUUCUGCAGUGGCCAGAAAUCCUCGAUUUCCCACUACCACGAGACCCUGAGCGAGGCCCUCCAAGGCGUUGAGCUGGAAUUCAGUGGCUACGAGAUGGAGUUCAAGAUCGAUGCCCCACGAUCUGUCAUCUGCAUGGUCACCCUGCAGGAGGAGAGCGCCAAGGCUUUUACCUACGCCGUGAAGAACGAGUACUGGUACCAGAUGUACAUUGAUGGUCUUCCGAUAUGGGGCAAAGUCGGAGAGCGAGACGAACGGGAUGGCAAGUACUACAUCUUCACGCACAAGAAGUUCGACAUUGGCUACAAUGGCCAGCAAAUCGUGGACAUUACCCUGACCACCGAAGGUCGGGAGGAACUCAAGCCGGGAUCGCACAUCAACUUCUCAUACGAGGUCAACUGGAAGUCCAGCAAGAUAGAGUUCAAGAACCGAUUCGACAAGUACCUGGACCCCAACUUCUUCCAGCAUAGGAUCCACUGGUUCAGCAUCUUUAACAGCUUCAUGAUGGUCAUCUUCCUGGUGGGCCUCGUGUCCAUGAUUCUGAUGCGAACUCUGCGCAAGGAUUAUGCUCGUUAUAGCAAAGACGAAGAGGUUGACGAUAUGGAGCGCGAUCUAGGUGAUGAGUACGGUUGGAAACAGGUUCACGGCGAUGUGUUCCGUUCUCCACCAAAUACUCUGCUCUUUUCGGCUCUGGUGGGGGCUGGCUACCAACUGAUUUCGGUAGUUUUCUGUGUGAUUAUGUUUGCCAUAGUCGGCGAAUUGUACACGGAACGUGGUUCUAUGCUAUCCACAGCUAUAUUUGUAUAUGCUGCCACUUCUCCAAUUAAUGGUUACUUUGGAGGAUCUUUAUAUGCACGAUUGGGAGGACGACUGUGGAUUAGGCAGAUGCUGGUGUCCGCUUUUACAGUCCCAGUGUCUGUGUGCGGAACGGCUUUCCUGAUCAACUUCAUUGCCAUCGGCUAUCACGCUUCGAGAGCCAUUCCCUUCGGAACCAUGGUGGCAGUGACCUGCAUCUGCCUAUUUGUGAUCCUGCCCUUGACUUUGGUGGGUACUGUGGUGGGUCGCAAUCUGGAUGGGCAGCCGGACUUCCCUUGCCGCGUUAACGCUGUGCCACGACCCAUUCCCGAAAAGAAGUGGUACAUGGAGCCGCUGAUUAUUGUCCUUCUAGGCGGCGUCCUGCCCUUUGGAUCCAUCUUUAUCGAAAUGUACUUCAUUUUCACCUCCUUCUGGGCGUACAAAAUCUACUAUGUCUAUGGCUUCAUGUUGCUGGUGUUUAGCAUCCUAACUGUGGUCACUGUGUGCGUUACCAUUGUAUGCACAUACUUCCUGCUAAAUGCUGAGGAUUACCGAUGGCAGUGGACGAGUUUCAUGGCGGCGGGCUCCACUUCCAUAUAUGUGUAUGCCUACUCAUUUUACUACUUCUUCUUUAAAACCAAAAUGUUCGGUCUGUUCCAAACGGCCUUCUACUUUGGCUACAUGGCUCUCUUCAGCGGCGCCCUGGGAAUUAUCUGCGGCACCGUCGGCUAUGUGGGCACGAAUCUCUUCGUGCGCAAAAUCUAUUCCAAUGUGAAAAUAGACUAAGAGCCCUGCGGCUCAAUCCGCCGCAAACCCGCCCCCAGAUCUGUAUAUCAUCCUAAUCGAUUUACACUUGUAUUUAUUGAGUAGAGUUUUAGUUCUGUGUGUUUACUUUUGCUGCAGUUGGCUCUCCCCUCCGUCUCUUGUGUUUCUCACUUCUCAUGUUGGUGUGAAAAUGAAUGCCAGUCCAAUGUAUUCGCACCAAAGAUUAAAUAUUCAGUUUAUCGAUUUAUACGCAGGCACAUAUAUCACUUAAAUAGUGCUUUUUCGGGAUUGUAAAGCAAGGAACUUAGAAAUGACAAAAUGAAUGAAACUACGAGAAAAUGUAGACAAAGUAACAAACAAUUGUAAAUUGACAGGUCAGUUUUGCAUUUACUUUCGAUAGAUUUAAGAGUCAAUUAUCAAUCCUAUCUAAUCUAAUUGGAAUCUCCUUUAUUCCAUAUAAUUACUAAAUAUGAAAAUUAAAAUAUUUUUUUCUUGUCAUUUUAUGAAAAAUAAAUUUCCUCAAAUUCUUUAUUUGAUCUUGCUUGAUAUAGUUCCGAAGACCUGUUUUUCGUCAUAUAUGUGCUUACAUCCCGUGUACACCGAGUAAUUUAUUUGAAUCGCUUGCCUAGAAAACUUAUCAAUCUAUGCAAUUGCAACAAAAUGUGACUUGAACUUGUUUGCGCCAAUUAAGUUUAUGUACGAUGCAAGAAAUGUGCUGAUUAGCAAUAGUCGAUAAUCUAAUAAUAAAUUCAAUAUAAAACCAA
Molecule: messenger RNA, 2717 nt
Organism: Drosophila biarmipes
Lineage: Eukaryota; Metazoa; Arthropoda; Insecta; Diptera; Drosophilidae
Gene: TM9SF3
Product: transmembrane 9 superfamily member 3
Exons: 5
Coding region: 178-1974 (598 amino acids)
Biological process (GO): protein localization to membrane
Cellular component (GO): membrane
Source: RefSeq, a predicted model, not a curated record